Messenger RNA from Toxoplasma gondii ME49, 1097 nucleotides. RefSeq lists its product as hypothetical. The coding region runs from base 1 to 681 and encodes 226 amino acids. Lineage: Eukaryota; Apicomplexa; Conoidasida; Eucoccidiorida; Sarcocystidae. The transcript has 3 exons. The record is from RefSeq and is a predicted model, not a curated record.
AUGGAGGAUUAUCAGGGAAAGACACCUGAGAAAUUCUCUGUGAAUGGACUCGUUGCCACGUGCAAGUGGACAAGCAUCGUAUCGGGGUUCUUCACUCUCGUUUUGUGGGUCGUCCACUGCUUCGACUUGACUUCCUCGCUCGAGUACGACUCCCGGGACUUCUUCAAAGAUGUGAACUCUCGUAGCUGGCGAAAAGGCGUCUUCUCCCUGGACUCCGAUGUUUUCUGCGACGCCUGGACGCCUUUCAUCAUGGGGAUGAUGACCAUCUUGAUGCACAGCCAUAAAUUUCACAUGCCCUUUAUCACCCGGAACUGGAUCCGGUUUGGGGUCUGGCACACGCUGGUUUGUCUGUUUGGGAAUAUGGGGUACAACGGCUUGGCAGGGAUGCUCGUCGGUUCCCUCACUGCUCUCACAGCUGCUCUCUCCUUCCUCACUUUCUGCGUCCAUAGCGGCCCUGCUCACCUUUUCGAAGAAUCGACUGGCGGACCGCAGGUCACGCGUUUCUAUGCCGCUUGGGCGCGGAGGGGGCAGAGUGUGAAGAGCGUGUCGCUUCACCUGACAGGGAAACGAACUGACAAGACUCUUGCUUCUGGGGGAGACAGAUUUCCUCCAAAGCCAGAAGCUGCACAGACGCCUGGAGAGGACCUAGAAGAGGUCCCGGCGAAGUCCGGAGAUGCAUGAGACGUAGCUCCUUUCCCUUCAAUUGAAAAUGCGAGCAACGUCGGUCAUGGCCCACAACCGAGGCAACUUGCAACGUGGACAUGCAUGCGUCAACAGCUACAACUACAAGUAAAUGAAUAUGUUUUUUGCUUGUUUUGCUGCCAGGGGUCAUGAGUAGCGAAAGGCCACUAUCUGGUUCACCAUGAGAACAAUGCAGAAGCGAAGUGGCUUGCACAGCGUAUCUGCAGGCACACGCACAUUUGUCGUGGAGUCGAAAUAAAAACACAUAUAUAUUUAGAUAUAUAUAUUUGGACAGCCUUGGAGCCAUUCGAGAAAACGAAACACUUAUAUAUAUAUAUAUAUAUUAUUUUAAAUAUAUAAUUAUAUAUAUGUAUAUAUACAUAUAUAUAUGGAUAUAUUUUAUAUAGUUAUAUCUU